UUUUCAUACGCAAUAACAUUUCGCAUUGCGCUUUCAUAAAAUGGACAGCAAACUUGCUCUUGCACAGAAGCAGUCUUCAGAUACCAGCGAUGCUGGGGCCGCUACCGCGUCAAACAAGUCUUCCAGCUCCACAGCAUUUUCCACCUCGAGUAUAGCAUCAUCUACAGAAGAUUCUUCACUUGAUACCAAGCAGCAGAACGACAACAGCGGGAGUGGCGAUGAGGUAAAGACCAAGGAGGAUAUGUGGGUCGAGACACGGGUCAUCAGAGAUGCGAAUGCAGUGCUCGACAUGAUGAAACCGCGGAGCGCUGCUUCGCGAGUGCUUGCCAUCAACAUUUCCAAGCACAUUUCAGCUGAUCUGGAGCAUCGGCUCAACGCAACCAGCAAAUAUGCGAUAUUUGACACCUGUAUAACCCUGCCAGCUCUUGAUGAGCUUGUACCCUACAGCAACAAUCGACAGCGGCCGCUAUUCGACACAGCAGCAUAUGCGAAGAAGAAGUACGAGCGCAGCGGAACCACAGCCAACGCAUUUGCAGUAUUUCAGGAGUGGAUCUCGCCUAGGCCAAUACAGCAACAGCCUAUAGGGUCGCCAUCUGCACCACUGGAGAGUAUGCAUGGCGACGACACGGACGAUGCUAAGCAGAUCCACACAUCGGUACAGUCGUUUGUAUAUUUUGUCUCUCAACACAUCGACUGUUUCAUUAGUGCACUGGACCCAUGCACCUUUGCGAAACCACCUUUGUGCAUAUCGCCAUGUCCUGCCAUGCGUGAUUCAAGACUAUGA
Molecule: messenger RNA, 784 nt
Organism: Linderina pennispora
Lineage: Eukaryota; Fungi; Kickxellomycota; Kickxellomycetes; Kickxellales; Kickxellaceae
Exons: 1
Coding region: 41-784 (247 amino acids)
Source: RefSeq, a predicted model, not a curated record